AUGCACCUUAGUGUGGCACUGUGGGCAUGUGGCGCCCUUCUGGCGGUGCUCCUCACCUGGCAACAGCGCAAGUGCUGGCGGCUCAUCUGGCAACUGAAUGGAUGGCGCGGCGUGCUGCAGCAGCCCGUCCUCUGGUUUCUACUCUGCAUCAAUCUGCAUCCCAACAGCAUUCUGGAGAAGGUUACUCAGUACCGGGUGUACUUUCAGCGUCCUCUGGCCAUUCUCGUUGGCACCCGAGUCCUUGUUUACAUUGAUGAUCCUGCCGGCAUGGAGUGUGUCCUGAAUGCACCAGAGUGUCAGGAUAAAACAUUUCUGCAAGAUGGCUUCUUCGUUCGUCGCGGCUUGCUUCAUGCCAGAGGACAGCGGUGGAAAUUGCGCAGGAAGCAACUGAACCCCGUCUUCAGUCACAAUAUCGUGGCCGGUUUCUUCGACGUCUUCAACUCGGUGGGCAAUCAGAUAAUCGAGCAAUUCCUACUGCAAUCCAAUCUCCAUGGAGAGGCCGUGAAGUUCACCGAUGCCGAGGAUUUACUCAGUCGAGCUGUUCUGGAGGUGUCCUGUUUGACUAUCAUGGGCACACCAACCAAUUUCACGCAGAUUGACGAUGCUCACAUUGCCCACAGUUACAAGAGACUGCUGGAGAUCUCAGCCGUGCGGGUGGUGAAGCCAUGGCUGCAAAUCCGCUUGCUGCACCUCCUUUUGGCCCCGGAACUUUACAAGGAGUCCGAGAAGUGCUACAAAUUGCUGGCCGACUUUGUGGGCGAAAUCGUGAGGAGCAAGCAUCGCAAUUGGCGACUGAGGGACGCCGUCGGCGGGGAGAAUCCUGGCGAGGAUCCGUCCUCCUCCGGCUGGCAGCGUCGCAUUUUCAUCGAGCAGAUCUUCCAUCUGGCCGCCAACGGUGAGAUGACCCUCGAGGAUAUUAUGGACGAGGCUCAGUCGAUGGUUCUUGUGUCCUUCGAGACGGUGUCGAACAGCAUAAUGCUGGCCCUGCUGUGCUUGGCGACCAACAAGGGCGACGUGCAGCGGAGAUUGCUGGCGGAGAUCAGGGCCGUGGUUCCGGACAGCGGAAACGUGGGAUUGGAGCAACUGCAGCAGCUGCGAUAUCUGGACGCCUUUGUCAGUGAAUCGCUGCGACUCUUGGCCACGGUGCCGAUGAAUCUGCGUCACGUGAGCCGUGACUUUCAGCUGGCUGGAAGGGAGGCCAUUGUUCCGCAGAACAGCAUCGUCGUUUUGGACACAUUUAAUAUGCAACGCGACGAACGAUGGUGGGGCGCCACCGCCAAGCAGUUCGAUCCGCAGCGUUUCCUUGACCAGGAGGAUCAGUCCCAGGGGCAGGAUAAAACAGGACCUGGGGAAGCAAGGAGGCAGCGCGACCGAAGGCACUCCUACAGCUUCCUGCCCUUCUCAAAUGGACUGCGCUCUUGUAUCGGUCGACGAUAUGGGCUAUUCAUCAUGAAGGUGUUCUUAGUUAAGCUGCUCUUGAACUUUGACUUCCAGAGCGAUUUUGAGCUGGAGAAACUGCAGUUGGUGGAGAACAUAUCGCUGAAAUUCAAGAACGCCGACGACAUCUUGCUGGCCAUCCAGCCACACAAGAAGUUCAAGGAAUAGAAUCCCAUUCUUGAAUAUAUUAUAAUCAAUUUUUUUUCUUAUACUUACCAAUUUACAAUAGUAAUAUGUAAAUAAUUGUUACACGAGUGCUAUUUUUCAUGGAUUUUACGCAGUCUCAAUAAAAUGUCCUUAUUGUAAGGAAAUAUCCUUUCAACGUA
Drosophila ficusphila is the source of this 1763-nucleotide messenger RNA. RefSeq names its product probable cytochrome P450 318a1 (gene Cyp318a1). Lineage: Eukaryota; Metazoa; Arthropoda; Insecta; Diptera; Drosophilidae. The record is from RefSeq and is a predicted model, not a curated record. Gene Ontology annotation, molecular function: iron ion binding; oxidoreductase activity, acting on paired donors, with incorporation or reduction of molecular oxygen; monooxygenase activity. Bases 1 to 1605 code for a protein of 534 amino acids. The transcript is spliced from 7 exons.